This is a messenger RNA of Achroia grisella, 2029 nucleotides long. Its product is annotated as F-box/LRR-repeat protein fbxl-1-like. Lineage: Eukaryota; Metazoa; Arthropoda; Insecta; Lepidoptera; Pyralidae. Gene Ontology annotation, molecular function: protein binding. The coding region runs from base 294 to 1352 and encodes 352 amino acids. The transcript is spliced from 2 exons. The record is from RefSeq and is a predicted model, not a curated record.
GUCAAGUAACCAAAUAACGAACGUCAUACAAAAAUAGUAUCAAGAUGAAAGUUAUUUUUAAUGUUUCGCAUAAAAAUUGAUUUAUUAAACAUUCUCAAUAUUUUUAGAAUGGAAUAUUUAAUCCCAAAUGAAGAUUAUUGCUUUUGAUUGAUUUUUAUAUUGUGAACAUCUAACUCCAUUUCUAUUAUAGUUCACUUAAAUUAUGAUUCUUGUAAAGCAAACAUUACGAUUAUCUCGAUUAGGAAGCAAGGUAAUUCCGAGAACUACCAUAGUGUGGCCUACUGUCGUCAAACAUGGUGCACCUCGAGAUGACAGGUGUUCAAUUAAACAGCAAUAUUCUUACUAUAAAUGAUCUGCCGAAUGAAAUACUGAUAUAUAUAUUUUCCAUGAUUGACUUUGAAUCACUAUUGACGGUGGCUAAAGUCUGCAUUAGAUGGCAACAACUGUGCCUCACACCAUGUGUUUGGGACAACACACGUCUUAUAGUCUGUAUGAAGAACUAUGUCAGGAUUAGUGAAAGUAUUGUGCCUUUUGUCGCCAAGUAUUUAAAAAAUGUUAAAUUACAGUAUUUCAAGUUGUAUUCUCAGGUUAGGUCUUCCCUAAUAAGCUACUGCCCAAAUUUGACUCAUUUAGAAAUUAGCAUUUCACAAGUUGAUAGUUGUAUUUUUGAGGAUCUCGGACAUUGGCCUAAUUUAAAAUUCUUGAGUUUUCGUAACUCCCUGAUUGUACAGAAUCCAGAGAAUGCUAAUGGAAAUUUUGUAUACCAUCUACCAUUUGAAAAAUUGAGGUACCUGGAGACUCUGGUAUUAUCAAAUUUUGCAUUAACACACAGUAGUUUGUACAGCAUGUUGGAAUGUAAAAAUUUAGUCAGUAUUAGUAUGGAGAAAAUGAAAAAUAUUCCAGCAGACUUUCUAGAAUCAUUAUUGAAAACUAAACAGUCCACUUUACGAGCAUUGCAUAUUUAUGGGGAUACAUUGAAUGAUGACAUUAUAAGAUAUAUAGCCAGCUGCAAAUUCCUACAGGUGCUCCAUAUCAUGACUUGUAAAACAUUAUUUGAUUCCAGUUUGUUGCACUUGUAUAGGUUGAAAAACUUACAUUCUCUAAAGCUGCGUCAUGGAUAUUUCUCUACAAGUGCUUUACUUGCUUAUUUUUCUAAUAACACUUUUCAAAAUUUGACAUACUUGAGUCUGUCCAGAUGUUUGCACAUCACUAUGCAGGUUGCAAAAGUAAUAAAGACUAGUGCGCCAAAUCUUAAAGAACUCUCAUUCUAUCUAUGUCCUUUUAUUAUAGCCCCUGAUUUCAAUAGAUCUGAAUUAGAAAAAAUGUUUGAUAUACAAUUAUUACUUGAUUGAAGUAAAAUAGUUUAUGAAGUUGGUUAAUAAGAAGCAGCUUGACAUCCGUCCGCCACCUGAAUGUAACAGUUCAAUGUGUGAUUGCCUUUAAAUCAAAUUAUAGUAAUAUGUGUAUAUUAAAUAAAUUACAUAUAAGCACACACAUUAUUUAGCUUUAUAAUUAUUAGUUUAAAAAGUAGUUGAACAGUUCAUGACAUCUAAAUUUUAAUGAAAUAGUGCCUGAUUAUAAGUAGCAAUUUAUAAUAUUAUUGAAAAACUCAAUGAAAAUUUGAUCAUUAACUCUAUUCUAAAUUAUAAAUCAAUUUCAUAUUGAUAAUUAUUCUGAGAAAAUUAUGUUACAUAUAAAAUAAAUUACUGCAUGAAUAAACUAUUUCAUAGAAUAUUACACUAAGGAGAAUUUAUAAAUUUAAUAAUAUUAUUAUAAAUUCUUCUUAAUAUCACAAUAUUAUUUCAAUUAGCGAAAUAUAAAAUGAUUGUGUAUAACUCCAUGACAAAAAGUAUUUAAAAAAUUGAUAAAUUUAUUUUAAAUUAAUAGAUACUAUUAAUUUUAGUAUGUAGGUUGUGUUGUGAAUGUGUCAACUAAUAAGUAUUUAGAAUCAGUAUUUUUAAAUGUUAGUACAUCUUCCACACUGUAGGAAGACAGAUACUUAAAGUACCCACUUUUAUAGAUCUUAAUA